This is a messenger RNA of Aplosporella prunicola CBS 121167, 2228 nucleotides long. RefSeq lists its product as uncharacterized. Lineage: Eukaryota; Fungi; Ascomycota; Dothideomycetes; Botryosphaeriales; Aplosporellaceae. The transcript is spliced from 5 exons. Bases 74 to 1927 code for a protein of 617 amino acids. The record is from RefSeq and is a predicted model, not a curated record. Gene Ontology annotation, cellular component: membrane; endoplasmic reticulum. Gene Ontology annotation, molecular function: 1-acylglycerophosphocholine O-acyltransferase activity; 1-acylglycerol-3-phosphate O-acyltransferase activity. Gene Ontology annotation, biological process: glycerophospholipid biosynthetic process; lipid modification.
CACGUCACGGUCCGCGGUUUAUACUCUGAGCUCGCGCUUUUGUCUUGCACCAUCAUGCGCGACACUGCCCGCCAUGCUGCCCUACAUCAAUGCUCCUUUCGCAUACAUUGCGAACCUGCUCGGAGCUUCGACCGAUGAGCUCAAGCUCAUUGCUUCCUUCCUCAUCUCCUACCCUCUGGCUGGCGUGUUGAAGCGAGUGCCCGACUCCAAGCCAUGGCAGAAGAACGCCUUCAUCAUAGCCGUAUCGCUGUUCUACCUCAUCGGCCUGUUUGAUCUGUGGAAGGGCCUGCGUACCCUGGCCAUCAGCUCGGCCGGCGCCUACGCCAUCGCCAAGUAUGUCCAGGGCCCGCUGAUGCCCUGGAUCGGCUUCGUCUUCCUCAUGGGCCACAUGUCCGUCAACCACCUGGACCGCCAGUUCCGCAAUGAACCCGAGAACGUCGAUAUUACCGGCGCCCAGAUGGUGCUCAUCAUGAAGCUGACGGCCUUUUGCUGGAACGUCCACGAUGGCCGCUUGCCCGACAGCGAGCUCUCCGAGUUCCAGCGCGACCGUGCCGUCCGCGAGCUGCCCUCGAUCCUCGACUACACCGGCUACGUACUCUUCUUCCCCUCGCUCUUCGCGGGCCCCGCCUUCGACUUUGUCGACUACCGCCAGUGGCUCACAACCAGUAUGUUCGAGCUGCCGCCGGGCGUCGACCCUGCUAAGGCGCCGCCGACGCGCAAGAAGCGCAAGAUUCCGCGCAGUGGCACGCCCGCCACAUGGAAGCUUGUCAUCGGUCUUGUGUGGAUCUUUGCGUUCCUUCAGUUCUCGGGCUGGUACUACCCCUCCCUGCUGCUUGGCGACGAGUACAUGAAGCACAGCUUCCUCAAGCGCGUCUACUACCUGCACAUGCUGGGCUUCGCUACGCGUAUGAAGUACUACGGCGUGUGGCACCUGACCGAGGGUGCAUGCAUCCUGUCCGGCAUUGGCUACAAGGGCGUCGACCCCAAGACGGGUCGCGUCAACUGGAACCGCCUGCAGAACGUCAAGCCGCUGGGCAUUGAGCUGGCGCAGAACACGCACGCGUACCUGGGCAACUGGAACAUCAACACGAACCUCUGGCUGCGCAACUACAUGUACCUGCGUGUCACGCCCAAGGGCAAGAAGCCCGGCUUCCGCGCCAGCAUGGCCACCUUCGUCACCUCUGCCUUCUGGCACGGCUUCUACCCCGGCUACUACAUGAGCUUCGUGCUGGCCAGCUUCCUGCAGACCAUUGCAAAGAACGCGCGCCGCCUGGUGCGCCCCUUCUUCCUCACCCCCGACGGGCAGACCCCGCUCCCCACCAAGCGCUACUACGACAUCUUCACCUGGCUGAUCACGCAGCUCGCGUUCUCCUUCACCGUCGCGCCCUUCAUCUUCCUAACACUCCCCGAGUCGCUCCUUGUCUGGGGCCGCGUCUACUUCUACGCCGUGGUGGGCGUAGCCGCCUCAGUCGCCGCGACCGCCUCGCCCCUCAAGCCGCGCCUCACGCAAGCCCUCAAGCAGCGCAACGCGCAAGGGCAAACCGCGGGACCAGGCGCCGGGGCCGACAACGCCGUGCACGCCUCAGCAGUCGCAUCGGGCGCCGACACCGCCUCUAGCAACGGCAACAAUGCCAGCACCCCCGUUCGCCCGGCCGUGCUCCGCAAAGCCGCGACCGCGGCGCCGGACAUCGGCGUCACGGCGGACGAUUUGCUCGAGGAGAAGAUCCUGGGCGAGGCGCUGGGCGUGCGGCCCGGGCUUAGCAGGGCGCAGAGCGCAGAGACGUUCAUGGGCUUGCCGGAUGAUCCGCAGGGAGACAUGGAGGAGGCGGUGGCGGAGGUGAAGGCGGAACUUCGGAGGCGGAGGGAGCGGGGCGAGAAGGUCACUGGGAUUGAGGACUUGGUUGGCGUGGGGAGGAAGGUUGAGUAGGUGAGUAGGUGGAUUUUGUUUCUGUUGGGGGAGGUAGGUGCAUGAGUGUUUGGUUAAUUGUUGGUUGGAUGUUGGUUGGAUGGGUGCGAGGUUUUUGGUGGGUGGGUAGAUGGGUUGGUGGGCUGGUGCAUGUCUCGAUAAGCAGGUAAAUAGGUGCCUAGGUAGGUAGGUAGGUAGGUAUGCCCGCACACGUGCAUACACACACGCAUACACAUUGUAAGGCAACAAAGCAAAACAAAGCAAAGCAAAGCAACACAAGACAACAAAAAACAAACCCUCUUCAAACCACCCUACCUUCCCC